GGGGAUUACACCUGCACCUUCACGUAUUCAGCUCAGGGAGGAACGAACGAGCAAUGGCAGAUGAACAUUGGAGUCAGCGAAGACAACCUGCUCUUCUCCUGCUCUGUCUGGAGGCCCCAAGGGAAGUCUUACCUCUUCUUUACCCAGUUUAAAGCUGAAGUGAAAGGAGCCAAGAUAGAGCAUGCCAUGGCUUAUUCUCAAGCUGCAGUAGGUGGACAAAGCGACGUCCCCUUAAAAGAGGAAGAAUUUGCAAUCACCGAAACGACAGUGUCUCACAGGGAAGGCAAGUUCCGUUUUGAACUGUCCAAACUCAUGAUUGUAGCAAAAACGCCCCGUGACGAGCUGUGACUCGGAGGCCAGUGUUGGGCCGGGUGCUUUGGCCGGAAGAGCAUGGCAGAUAAAGAGGAUUAUUUGUUAACUGUGGGUUUUUUUGGUUGGCCAAACCUUUUAUGUUUUCCAUAUUGAAAUGUGCUAGGGUCCAACGCAAGUGGGGCUUGGAGGUGUUAAGACAGACGCAUUCUGUCUUGUGUCAGAGUAACAACCUGCUUUGCAGCUGGAAACCUCCUCCGGGACUCCUGAUCGGCAGCCAACCGUUCUGUCGCCCGCUUUCUGCUUGGUUGAUCUGCUGAAUAUGGUAAAGCUCCCCUCGAA
Balearica regulorum gibbericeps (East African grey crowned-crane) is the source of this 651-nucleotide messenger RNA. NCBI's taxonomy places the organism in Eukaryota, Metazoa, Chordata, Aves, Gruiformes, Gruidae. The record is from RefSeq and is a predicted model, not a curated record.